GAUAGCUUCUCGUCUCUCUCAAUUACAACCAAGAGAAGUACCCAUGAUAGCUCCUCGUCUCUCGCAAUUAUAACCAAGAGAAGUACCCAUGAUAGCUCUUCGUCUCUCGCAAUUACAACCAAGAGAAGAACCCAUGAUAGUUCCCCGUCUAUCUCAAUUAUAACCAAGAGAAGUACCCAUAAUAGCUCCUCGUCUCUCUCAAUUGUAACCAAGAGAAGUACCCAUGAUAGCUUGUCAUCUCUCUCAAUUGUAACCAAGAGAAGUACCCAUGAUAGCUAUUCGUCUCUCUCAAUUACAACCAAGAGGAAUACCCAUGAUAGCUUCUCGUCUCUCUCAAUUACAACCAAGAGGAGUACCCAUGAUAGCUCCUCGUCUCUCUCAAUUGUAACCAAGAGAAGUAUCCAUGAUAGCUCCUCGUCUCUCUCAAUUAUAACCAAGAGGAGUACCCACGAUAGCUCUUCGUCUCUCGCAAUUACAACCAAGAGAAGAACCCAUGAUAGUUCCUCGUCUAUCUCAAUUAUAACCAAGAGGAGUACCCAUGAUAGCUCCUCGUCUCUCUCAAUUAUAACCAAGAGGAGUACCCAUGAUAGCUCCUCGUCUCUCUCAAUUAUAACCAAGAGAAGUACCCAUGAUAGCUCCUCGUCUCUCUCAAUUACAACCAAGAGAAGUACCCAUGAUAGCUCCUCGUCUCUCUCAAUUAUAACCAAGAGAAGUACCCAUGAGAGCUCCUCGUCUCUCUCAAUUACAACCAAGAGGAGUACCCAUGAUAGCUCCUCGUCUCUCUCAAUUACAACCAAGCGAAGUACCCAUGAUAGCUUCUCGUCUCUCUCAAUUACAACCAAGAGGAGUACCCAUGAUAGCUCCUCGUCUCUCUCAAUUUUAACCAAGAGAAGUACCCAUGAUAGCUCUUCGUCU
Molecule: messenger RNA, 915 nt
Organism: Lottia gigantea (owl limpet)
Lineage: Eukaryota; Metazoa; Mollusca; Gastropoda; Lottiidae
Exons: 1
Source: RefSeq, a predicted model, not a curated record